Molecule: messenger RNA, 951 nt
Organism: Myzus persicae (green peach aphid)
Lineage: Eukaryota; Metazoa; Arthropoda; Insecta; Hemiptera; Aphididae
Product: zinc finger MYM-type protein 1-like
Exons: 3
Coding region: 1-951 (316 amino acids)
Source: RefSeq, a predicted model, not a curated record
AUGAAAUUAUCUUGUAUCGCAAUUCUUCCACAAAUAUAUGAAAAUAAAAGAAAGCAAGUAUUAGAAAACAGAGAAAUCAUAAAUGCUCUCAUUGAAAUAACUUUGUUUCUUAGUCAACAUUCAUUGCCAUUUCGUGGCCAUCGUGAAAGUUGGGAUGAACGUAAUAAAGGAAAUUUUAAAGACCUAGUUAUACUAAUCAGAAAAUUUUCUCCAGAAUUAGCUGUAUAUAUAAAUCACUUGAAAACCAAAGGAAAGAGUGAAGUAAAUUAUAUAUCAUGGCGAAGACAAAAUCAGCUCAUAAGUUCUGUAGCCACUAUUUCAAUCGAUACAACUUUUGAUUCAUCAAAACGUGAGCAAUUAGCUUUCAUUGUACGUUAUGUUAGUUUCAAGGAAACAUCUCCUGUAAUAUGUGAAAGACUAUUAGCACUAAAAGAAUCAUCUUUAACUACAGGUCGUCAGCUUUUUUCAAUAUUUCAGGAUAUUUGCCUUGAAAAUGAAUUAGAUUGGAGAUCUUUACUUGUUGGUCAGAGUUACGAUGGCGCCAGCAAUAUGCGAGGACAAUAUGAAGGUUUACAAGCUUUCAUAAAAGAAGUAAAUCCGUCUGCAGUUUAUACGUGGUGCUAUGCUCACCGUCUAAACCUUGUAGUAGUUCAAGUUGCUAGUAGUUCUGCUGAUGCAGUAAAUAUGUUUGGUAAUGUAGAAGAACUGUAUAACUUAAUCUCAUCUAGUAAAAAAAGAAUAGCGUUCUACGAAAAUACACAGAAAGAAAACAGACCAGCUGAAAGAGUAAGGAGAUUAAAAAGAGUAAAUACAACUAGAUGGAUGUCAUAUUCCAAGGCCCUCCAGACAGUUCUAAACACUUUUGAUAUAAUCAUAGACACUUUGGAAAAUAUCAAGGUUACAGAAAUCCAGUUACAAAAAUUCUUCAAUCACCCGAUAUUGAUUUAUUAG